AUGCCCAGCAGUCCGCCCCCAAGCUACUCCAAUCUUCACACACAACGCUCCCACCAAGACCUCAGGAAAUACACCGACUACAAGGCCGAUAUCAAACGAAGUCUCAGCGACCCGAAAACCAUAGCCCCACGCACCAUACCCAGCAAACCCGCAUUGCCCUACUCCUCUCGCCACACCACAAUCGCAGAGCUAGAGGGCGACGCGGUAUACGCGAUGAGCGGGACCAACGCCGCGGGCCCCGUGAAUCCCUUUGCACUGCAUUCCACAUCACCACCCGCCAAACCCGCUGCAUCUCGGCGCGCAGAUGAAAAAAGAAUUCCAGAACUCGCAGGAGACAUGAACAUACCUGCAGAACUAGCAGCCGACACUACCAACAUGCCGAGCUCAAACCACACCUUGAAUCUGGCUUUCACACGAAGAGACAUAAAACAGCGUGCAUCGUGCAGUGACAUUUCAACGCACUACGCGGCACUCCCACGACGCACAACGCGAGCACGUCACAGCACUCUUAUUUCGGAAUUAGAAGACACGACUACUACGACCACGACGACCGCCAACACCAAAACUACUACUGCCACUGCAAUGACACACAUUUCGGAAUUAGAAGAUACCACAACCACCACCGCCCGCCACGAGCUCCCCUCACACCCUGCACACCGCAAACCACUCAUCCCGCAUAUAAUCCUGCACCCGGCAUCGCCUGUCCCCACGCGUUCUACUCUUUCACAUGCAUUAGUAUCGACAUCACCACGUCCAAGUCCAAGACAAGGUUCACGACUGGGUCCGAGACGGGAUUCCAGCUCAUCGCCGCAUGGAACCAAUACCAAUACCAAUAGUAAUGCCAAUACUGCAGCGCUACCGAAUAAAGCAAGCAAAGCGAGUGAUACACCAGACCCUCCGCCCAGCAAGGGAAGCAAGACGAGUGAUACAGCACAGCCACAGCCACAGUCACAGCACCAGCAGCAAAGCACCGCAUCAGCAUCAGGCCGUGUACGACGCCAAAAGUACAUGUUAGAUCUACUCGCGAGUAUCGAGGCGUAA
Exserohilum turcica Et28A is the source of this 1041-nucleotide messenger RNA. RefSeq lists its product as uncharacterized. The coding region runs from base 1 to 1041 and encodes 346 amino acids. The record is from RefSeq and is a predicted model, not a curated record. NCBI's taxonomy places the organism in Eukaryota, Fungi, Ascomycota, Dothideomycetes, Pleosporales, Pleosporaceae. The transcript has a single exon.